This is a messenger RNA of Papaver somniferum (opium poppy), 1317 nucleotides long. RefSeq lists its product as uncharacterized. NCBI's taxonomy places the organism in Eukaryota, Viridiplantae, Streptophyta, Magnoliopsida, Ranunculales, Papaveraceae. The coding region runs from base 1 to 1317 and encodes 438 amino acids. The record is from RefSeq and is a predicted model, not a curated record. The transcript is spliced from 2 exons.
AUGGAUUCGUGUCCUAAAACACCUGGUAAUGAAUCUAAUCAUUCAGAUAAUUUAGGUUUUAAUGAGAAUUUGAAUUCUCAGAAGGUUCCAUUUGUUGAACUGCCUGAUGAUUUAUUUGAAGAAGGUUUAAAUCCUUGGAAGUUUUCUUUAAUAGGAAGAUUAUAUUUACAACAUAUAAAAUUUGUGGAUGAUGCUGUUAUUUUGCGACAACAAUGGAAUCUAGUUGGAGAUUGUAAACUUAUCCCUUUGGGAAGAGGUUUCUUUGCUAUUAAGUUAGAUAAUGAAACUGAUCGAAGAUUCAUCAAAUCGGGUCAAUGGGAGGUCCUUAAUCAAGUACUACAGAUCAGGAAUUGGGUUUCUAAUUUUAGACCAUCAAAUCAGCGUACAUCUAAAGCUCAAGUUUGGGUUCGUCUUCCUGGUUUGGGUUUAGAAUUCUGGAAGGAAAUGAUUUUGUUCACUAUUUAUGAAGAGAUUGGUACUCUUAUCAAAAUUGAUUCUGCUACUGCUAAGUGUGAAGUUGGAUAUUAUUCUAAUGUAUUGGUUGAGGUGUAUUUUUCUCAACCAAUUCCUAACAAAAUAUGGAUUGGUACUAAAUAUGGAGGAUUCUUUCAAAAUAUAUCAAUUCCUGUGAUUCCAAAAUAUUGUCAUCACUGCAAGAUUAUUGGACAUCUAACAGCUGAAUGUAGAAAUGAGCAGAAUAAAAUUCAGGGUGAAAGCAGAACUUCAUAUCAGUCUAAAGCUAGUUCUGUAAAAGUUCCACAUCUGCAUAAAGUAAGUGCAGAAAUUCCACAUACUCCUUUUGAUAUUUGUGAUAGAUCAGAAGUUGAAAACUCUCCAUCAAAGGUACAACCUAAUACUUCUACUUCUACUUCAGUUCCACAACAGCAACCAGAAAGUGAUUCUCUCAUUACCAAUAUUUCCCCUAUAAUUACACAACAUGCUAAUAAUACAAUCAAUACUAAUUUAGUAGGAGGAAGAUUUCAUAUUGCUGCAGUCACUGAACUAGAGAACAGUGUAGUUAAAUUCAUAGAUACUGGAUCAGAAAAGGUCAGCUCAGAAUCAGUUCCAUUUACUACUUGGUCUCCAGUAGUUAAAACCUCAGCAUGUGAGAAGAAAAUUAAUGCAGCUUCUAAUAAUAGCAAUUCAGAAAUUAAUGCAGAUGAGCAGCUUAGUUCCAAAUGUCACAAUGAAGUAGUCAAAAAUAUCAUUCCAGGUAAUAGUUCUGGUGAGAAGCUUAUUAAUCUUGUAGCACAUAAAUAUAAUUUUAGAAGAAAUGUUGGCAAUGGAGGUCCUAAAAACCUCCACACCAAACCAUGA